AUGAAGAAGUUUCUGGGGACCAUUAGCUUCUCCGGCAUCGGAGGCCGGAAACGGCCAAGUCCGAGCCGUGGUGUCCUCGAGGCCUCAUCUGCAACGGAAUCCUCCGGCUCGGCGUAUUUUGGGUCGCCUCUGUCGACGGUGCUGCAUACAAGCAGCAUCAAUCUCAGUAUAUCGCCUGCUGCUGGCGAAAGCCCAAUAACAGCAUAUGGACCCGUGCCUCCGAUAAUGACCGAUUUCGUCAAAUUCUUCGAGUCAGGAGCAAAUCUGUUUUGCGAGGGUGUAUUCCGGACAGCAGGCUCAGCUCGAGUCAUUCGCGAGCUCCGAGAGAAAAUCAACAGCGGAUCGGGAAUUGGGUUCGCCGAGUUGACAGAAGCAGAUGUUCCUGCUGUCGCCACUCUAUUCAAACAGUGGCUUCGUGAGAUUCCUGAAGGAAUCAUUCCGAAGCUACACUUCCACCAAUUUGUCGAGGCUGGAGAAUGCAUCAAGGCUCUGCCGGAAACAAACGCUGCUUCGCUCAUGUACUUGCUUGAGUUCCUCGUGUUUGUAUCAGCACACGAACAUCACAACAAAAUGGGGAUCGACAACCUCGCAAUCGUAUUUGGCCCAACGCUAUUCCAGUGCCCGAGUUCUCAGGACGAUGAUCCGCAAGCCUAUCUUUCCGAAAGUGUUCAAACAACCAAAAUCCUCAAGUUUCUUCUGCUUCACUUUGGAGAAAUCAAACAAAUCGCACCGGCAAACCAUCAGCGACUCCCCAAGCACAUGAAAAACAAGAGCCUCAACAUUGUGACAGAUACGCCAACCGGUCAUCAGCAAACGAAAAAAGUGUCGUUUGAGUCGUCUCUUCGGUCACUGGCAACGCCCCUGACCCCAUUCACGCCAUUCACGCCGCUCACACCGCUAACUCCACGAACUCCAAUGACCAAAUCGGUACCAGCUUUGGAAAAAUCCAAUGGAAGCGUGCAGCUGACCGUCCCCACCUUUGGAAUCGCAAAUCUAGAAGAGCGGACAUCACCGGGUCAAGACGCUCUCGAUCGUCUUGAGCUCAAGCGUCGUGCUGAAAAUCGCCCGUAUGUUCUCGACGACAUGACGAUCACGCAGCUUUGCCAAGAAAAAGUCGACAUCAAGCGAGAGAUAUACGAGCUUAGAAAGUCUACCGAAACCGAUCAACAGAGCGGUUUCGAAGACCAUGACAUCUUGCGCGAGCUCUAUCGAAGGUUGAAAAAACUGCGCUAUGAAAAGAAGGUCCUGCAGAUCAAGUUGCACGCCUAUCAGGAUGAAUUCAUGCAGCGGAUGGGACGACCCGUGCAAACAUCCAGAGAUAGAGCUCCCAUCCAAGUUGAUUAUUUGCGGUACAAGGAAUUGAAAAUGAUCCUGAAGGAAUACGAGCAACCGUGCCAAGAAUCAUAG
Messenger RNA from Polychytrium aggregatum, 1407 nucleotides. Its product is annotated as Rho GTPase activation protein. NCBI's taxonomy places the organism in Eukaryota, Fungi, Chytridiomycota, Chytridiomycetes, Polychytriales. The coding region runs from base 1 to 1407 and encodes 468 amino acids. Gene Ontology annotation, biological process: signal transduction. The transcript has 9 exons. The record is from RefSeq and is a predicted model, not a curated record.